Messenger RNA from Octopus sinensis (East Asian common octopus), 3468 nucleotides. RefSeq names its product protein unc-119 homolog B. Gene Ontology annotation, cellular component: cilium. The record is from RefSeq and is a predicted model, not a curated record. Bases 1565 to 2383 code for a protein of 272 amino acids. Gene Ontology annotation, molecular function: lipid binding. NCBI's taxonomy places the organism in Eukaryota, Metazoa, Mollusca, Cephalopoda, Octopoda, Octopodidae. The transcript is spliced from 6 exons. Gene Ontology annotation, biological process: nervous system development; cilium assembly; lipoprotein transport.
UUAGUGAGAGAGAGAGUGAGAGAGGGGGAGAGAAAUUUAGUGAGAGAGGAAGUGAAAGUGAGAGUCCUCUUAGUAACAGCGACAACAGACUACCAUGGCGACUGUUAAUGUUUGUCUGAUGAGGUGAAGGCCUAGGGAUCUCUUGGAUUGUCUACUGACUGUUGCUCACUGCACCUAUUCGUGUGUAUGCACGAACCGAACCCUCUACUCUACACAGGCUGGAACAAAUUUAAUAUUCAAGCAUAUAUACAUAUACAAGAUAUAUAUACAGCGAAGAAUUUAUAUACGCAGUCUUGAAAGAUAUUCACUUUUACCAUGUUGUGUGGAAAGGAUCCACCUCUACUUUUUGUUUGAUCAUUAUGGGAUAAAGUGAUGUGGACAAGACACUAGAUAGAUGGAUGAAUGAAUAGGUAAAUACAUAUACACAGAGAGAAAACGGGAAGACCUACAAGACGAAUAUAUACGUUUAGAAAACAGAAAAAUAGUCCAGACUUACAACACGUAAAAUAAUUUAUAUAUAUAUAUAUGUAUGUACAUUCUCUUAUAACACACACGUGUAUGUAUAUUUAUUUAUGUGUGUGUGUUAUAUAUACACCUAUUGUUGCAUAUAUUUAUACUUCUGUUUAGUAACAAGAACGUUUUGUCUUGUAUAAUUAACAUAUACCAAUCUUGUUAACAUGACUGAAUAUAUAUGAAUAUACAUUAUCUUAUGGUCUGUGUGGUGAUAUGUAUUGUAUACAUUUUCCUGUAUGCACCUUUAACAUAACUGAAUAUAUGCUUUCAUUGCCAACUGGUUGUGUAGAUUCAUUACACAGCAUGCGUAUAUAUAAUACACAACAGCAUUUUAUGCUUCAUUUAUCUAUUUGACAUCACGAGUAUGUUUGCUACGUGAAUUGAUAAAGUGUGUAAAUUGUUUAUUUUACUUGUGCAUAGAUUGAAACAUUUGGUGUGAAACUGGUUACUAAUAACGAAUAGGGGACAUUCUUAAAAAGGGGACAUUGGGCUGCCUUCACCGUUUGUUGUUGGUGAGCCUGGAGGAAGAAGGGGAGGAAAGAGUGAUAAAAGAGAGUAAGUUGGAGGGGAAGUGUGAGAGAAAGAGUGAAAACUUAAAGUGAGGGGUUGAGAGAGAAAUCAUAGAGACAGCAAGACCGCGGUAAAAUGUAAAUACACACACGCACAUAUAUAUAUGUUAUGUAUGUGUAAUUGUGUGAGAGAUAUUAUUGUUACGUAUUUAUUUAUAUAUAUAUCAGAUAUAAUAUAUAUUAAAUUAUGACAAAAGAAUCUCGAAGUCUUUCACAGAAAAGAAACAAGAGCAAGGAGAGUGAAGAGGAAAAUAAAUAGAAAAGGUGAGAGGGGGGACACAUAUUCAGGGAAAUACUAAUCCACAUGUACACACAUACACACACAAGGCGUAGGGAUAGAGCGAUAAGAGAGUGGAACUAGGUAGAAAUAGACGAAGUAUAAAGAGAAUUCUUGAUAAUAGGCAGAGAGUGAAAAAGAGAUAAAAAGACAGAGUGGUGUGUAUGAGAGAGAAGGUGAAGAGAGUUGUUGGAAGAACAACAAUAUGAUGAUGAACAACCAGGCUGGUGCCACCGCCACCACGGCGGCGGCGGCGGCAACGGCGACUGGAAAUAAGAAGAAAUCGGGCAGCUUUUUGAGUCGGCAGGUGAAGAGCAAACACGACAACCACCAGCAACAAAUACAUCAUACACAGUCCAAGAAGGGGACGGCGACGACUGGUAAUGGCGGAGACGGUAGUGAGCCCUUACUGGGUGAGGAGGAACUGGCCAGGAGAGGUAACAUCACCCCUGAAGAAGUACUACGUCUGGAGAAAGUCACGGAAGGUUACCUUUGUCCUCCUGAAGCCAAUAUAUAUGGGAUAGAUUUCAUUCGAUUCAAGCUAAGGGACUGUGAUACAGGAGAAACAUUGUUUGAAGUUCUCAAACAAGAAGACACAGAAGAUGAUGAAGAUGUAAUUCAAAAGACACCAGAUCGAGAAGAAGUUGACCCUAAUGCUGGAAGGUUUGUACGAUACCACUUCACACCACAGUUUUUAAGACUGAAAACCGUUGGAGCAACUGUAGAAUUUGUUGUCGGCAACAAACCAGUGAAAGAUUUCCGAAUGAUUGAACGUCACUAUUUCCGGGAAAAGCUACUGAAAAGUUUUGAUUUUCAUUUUGGUUUCUGCAUUCCCAGUAGUGUAAACACUUGUGAACAUAUUUAUGAAUUCCCAGCUCUCUCAGACUAUGAAAUUGAAGAUAUGAUUCGAAGUCCAUAUGACACAAGAUCGGAUAGUUUUUACUUUGUCGAAAACAAGUUGAUCAUGCACAACAAAGCAGAUUAUGCCUACAAUGGCAUGUGGGACGAAGACAACCAGAGAUAGAUGCAGUGGCUGCACAUGGUAUUGGUCCGCAGCCUAUACAUUCUUGGAUUUCUACCAACUGAUCAUAAACCUUCACCAAGCCCUCAUCACCCCAUCAUAUCUUAUGCCUUGCCUUAUGCAGGCUGCUGUGGGAUAUGAUAUUCAACAUUGUAGUAUGAAUGUAUAUGUUUAUGUGUUAGUGUAUAUAUACAAGUUUAUGAACAUAGCUGGUGUGUGUAUGGGUUUGAUCCAACUGCAUGGUAUCAAGCGAGCGUCUUUUACUAUAAGCCUUGGAUCAAUUCAAGCCUUGUGCAAGAAAUUGGAUAGACAGAAACUUUAGGAGCCCAUCGGAUGAACCAUGCUAGUAAUUCAAAGUGUCAACUAUGUAAAUUGAUUCUGCCUGAGAAUUAUAUUAAGGGUACAAGUGUCUCUGGAAUACUCAGCCAUUUAUAUUAUGAUUCAAUGAGUGGUAUACUUAUAAGAACAAUCAUCUAAUUACUAUUAUGUUUGUAUGUUAAUGUAUAGUUAUACUACUUCAGGUAUAUGAAAAAGAUCUAUCCAGUGUAUUUUUGGUUCAAGGUGUUUGUAGAUGUACAGUAUGCACACACACAUGCAAGUGUAUCUGGAGUUUCUAUAUGUUUGCACAGUUGAAUGUAUUUGUAUGCUAGUGUGUAUGUAUUUAUUAUACAUUUCCAGUAUGUAUGCAGUACGAAGGCAAAAGUGUUGUAGAAUUAGGUGGUGAUGAUGACUGGUGUGAAAUAGUGUCUGUCAGUAGCUGUUGUAGUAUUGACUACAUCCAUCAUUGGACACACUCCCAACUACCGUACCAACAUUCUGAUUAUGUUCCAUUCUUCUUUCCAUCCCCACUUCAACACACUUUUGUUCUACAGUUUUCUUGUUGUUAUUGCCAUAAGGAAAGAAAUCAGAAUACAGAGACACACACACACUCCUAUAUUUAAAUUUACAUAUACACAACAGAAAUUAACAAUUUACCCUUCGUAAACCAUUGAUAAACACACACAGCACAAGACAGCUUUCCAUUUCAGCAAUAUGGAGUCAACUUGAAGGUUAACUAGAGCAUUUAAUAAAGAAAUAGACAAAGUUUA